UAGACGCCUCCUACCCGGAAAGCGCUCGCGGGCGGCUCCGGCGAUGGCGGCAGUGGUUCGAUGGAUGGGACUGCGGGCGGCGAGGCUGCCACGCGGAGCGUGCGCGCGGCCGGUUCCGGCCGGCGCCGCCUGGAGGAGCGUCCUCGGGGUUCCUCCCCGCCCAGGGCUUCUGACCCAUUCCAGUGUUGUAAAACUUCCUCCAGGAGUGGCCUUUAGGCCAAGCAGGUGUGGCAGUUCUGCAGCAGAAACACCUGCUACGAAAGUGGAAAAUGACUCUUUUCUCCAGUGGUUCCUGCUUCUCAUUCCUGUCACUGCCUUUGGCCUGGGAACUUGGCAGGUCCAGCGACGGAAGUGGAAGCUGAAACUGAUUUCAGAAUUAGAGUCUAGAGUCAUGGCGGAGCCCAUCCCUCUGCCAGCAGACCCAAUGGAACUGAAGAAUCUGGAGUAUAGGCCCGUGAAGGUUAGGGGGCACUUUGACCACUCCAAGGAGUUGUACAUGAUGCCCCGGACCAUGGUAGACCCUGCCCGCGAGGCCCGGGAGGCUGGCCGGAUCUCCUCGUCAACUGAGAGUGGGGCCUAUGUCAUCACCCCCUUCCAUUGCACUGACCUGGGAGUCACCAUUCUAGUAAACAGAGGGUUUGUCCCCAAGAAGAAAGUGAAUCCUGAGACCCGGCAGAAAGGCCAGAUUGCAGGAGACAUGGACCUAGUUGGGAUAGUGAGGCUGACAGAACCCAGGAAGCCCUUUGUCCCUGAAAAUAAUCCAGAAAGGAACCACUGGUAUUACCGGGACCUGGAGGCCAUGGCCAAGAUAACAGGCACAGACCCCAUUUUCAUUGACGCCAACUUCCAGAGCACAGUUCCUGGAGGACCCAUUGGUGGACAAACCAGAGUGACUCUUCGGAAUGAGCACCUGCAGUACAUUAUUACCUGGUACGGACUGUGUGCAGCCACAUCACACCUAUGGUUUAAGAAAUUCUUACGUCGGACACCUGGUGUAUGAAUCAAUGCAAGCCUGUUCCUAAGUAAUCCAGAGAUCCCCAAGUAAACCUCAUGUUUAAGAGAUCACGUACUGCUGCUAUAAAUAAAACUCCUGGGCUCAUUUGCAUCAGUAUCUUAAGGCAGUGACCAGUCACACAGUGGCUUAGCUUCCAGUAUUUCAGUAUCAUGGGUAGGUAUCACAACUUAAGAUGGGACUGGAGGUACAGCUUAUGAGAUAGGGCAGCUGCUUUA
This is a messenger RNA of Castor canadensis (American beaver), 1230 nucleotides long. NCBI's taxonomy places the organism in Eukaryota, Metazoa, Chordata, Mammalia, Rodentia, Castoridae. The record is from RefSeq and is a predicted model, not a curated record.